Molecule: messenger RNA, 807 nt
Organism: Tetrahymena thermophila SB210
Lineage: Eukaryota; Ciliophora; Oligohymenophorea; Hymenostomatida; Tetrahymenidae
Product: enoyl-CoA hydratase/isomerase
Exons: 2
Biological process (GO): fatty acid beta-oxidation
Cellular component (GO): peroxisome
Molecular function (GO): enoyl-CoA hydratase activity; delta(3)-delta(2)-enoyl-CoA isomerase activity
Source: RefSeq, a predicted model, not a curated record
AUGGCUAACCCAGGAAGAUUUAAUAUUGAACAUAUAUGCAAGUAGUUAAAUAUUACUGAGGAAGAGAGAAAGCAAGACGUUUUUCUUAAAAAAACUGAAUCUGGUGUCUUUUUUUUGGUUUUGAAUAAAAAGGCAAAUACUCUUAGUAUCCCAUUUAUCAGAAAAAUUAGUGAGUUGUUAGAUACUGUUGAGGAAAAUGACGGUCCUACUGCUUUAGUCACUUUUGGCUUACAUGAAAAAUUUUUCUCUACUGGAUUAGAUUUAAAUUUCAUGUUAUCUUUAGAAAAGGAAGAUAUUUUUAGUUUUAUUCUUGAAGUUAUUCGCUUAUAUGGUAGAUUCUUAGCUUUAGCAGUACCUUGCAUUGCAAUGAUGAAUGGCCACGCAUACGCUGGAGGAUGUAUGCUAGCUUUUUCACAUGAUUACAGAAUUAUGAGAGAUGAUUUUGGAUAGAUUUGCAUGAAUGAAGUUGAGCUUCAUAUGCCUCUGCCUCCAGGUAUGAAUGCAGUCAUUUAAGAAAAAAUUUCUGAUAAGGAUGCAUUUAGAGAGUUAGUUCUCUAAGCAAAGAGAUUUGAAGCUAAAGAAGCUUUUGAAAGAAAGAUGGUUAAUAAAAUCUUCCCACCUGAAAAGCUUUUUGAAGAAACUUUAAAGUUUGCUGAAUCUUAAACUAAAUUUGGAGUUGAUAAGCCUAACUUUAGAAAAUUGAAAGAAGAAAUGAAUAAAACAGCUAUUGAUUGUUGCUUUAAUAAAGGUCAUGGUGUUGGUGUUAGGUAUGAAGCUAAAGCAACUUUCCCCAACCCAAGAUUGUGA